CCUUGACAGCAUCCUCUUCUUCCCUCCCCUCCCCUCCCUCAAAAAGUCAAUCGCUGGCAAUUGAACUUUGCCUCGAGCUCCUGUCCGCACCCACGCCAUGCCUACCUUCCGACCGUCUACUCGCCUUGCUCGGGCAAUUGAAUUCCAGCACAAUUACCCUCCGCGGCGCUCAAUUCCCUCGUCCUUCUUCACCGGCACGCGGUUAGCAGCGUCGAGACGUUCGCUGGCGACAGGGCCCCAGAAACCCGACCCAUUGACCGAAUGGCGCAACCCAAAGCCUAGCAAAUGGCCGAACAGGUUUCGACUGAUGUUUGUGCCGUUCAUUGGAGCCCUGGUAUACUCAAUGUGGACGACUGAAAUCCAGACCGAGGGUCCCAGCAUCGCUGAGAAAGACGCCCUGACGAAGCGCGAGAACGGCGUGACGACACAAUCGCCCAUGCGACUCCGAAUGGAGAAGUUCGUCCAGGAGCACCAGAAGCAGAUCGUGGCGGGGCUGGAGGAGGUCGACGGGAAGAAGUUCCAAGUCGACACCUGGCAGCGGGCCGAGGGCGGCGGGGGCAUCACCUGCGUGCUCCAAGACGGCAACGUCUUCGAGAAGGCAGGCGUCGCUACCUCUGUCGUGUACGGCACCUUAGGGCGGGCAGCAAUCCAGAAGAUGCGCGUCAACCACAAGGCGCUGGACCCGGACGUCGAGUCGGUCGACUUCUUCGCCGCGGGCCUCAGCAUGGUGCUGCACCCCUCCAACCCCAACGCGCCGACCGUCCACCUCAACUACCGCUACUUCGAGACGGCCGACGAGUUCGGCAACACCAACGCGUGGUGGUACGGCGGCGGCUGCGACCUUACGCCCUCGUACCUGUACGACGAGGACGCGAUCCACUUCCACAACACGAUCAAGGCGGCGUGCGACAAGCACGACAAGGGGUACUACCCGCGGUUCAAGAAGUGGUGCGACGAGUACUUCAACAACAAGCACCGGGGCGAGACGCGCGGCGUCGGCGGCAUCUUCUUCGACGACCUCGACGAGACCGUCAAGGACCGCGAGCAGCUCUUCGCCUUCGUCCAGGACUGCCUCUCCGCCUUCCUCCCCUCCUACAUCCCCAUCAUCAACCGCCGCAAGGACAUGCCUUUCACGGAGGAACAGAAGCAGUGGCAGCAGCUGCGCCGCGGCCGCUACGUCGAGUUCAAUCUCGUCCACGAUCGCGGCACCUCCUUCGGCUUGAACACCCCCGGCUCCAGGGUCGAGAGCAUCCUCAUGAGCUUGCCCCUCACGGCUAGGUGGCAGUACAUGCAUGCCCCCGAGCCUGGGAGCAGGGAGGAGAGACUCAUCGAUGUCCUCAAGAACCCCAAGGAGUGGGUGUAAAUGUAAAAUAUCCCCCCUGUCACGAACUUAUACUUACCCUUUUUUCAUUGUUGUACCAUACUCAAAAGGAAAAAAACUACCAACCAUCAUGGACCAUGUACAUGCACACAGACAUACAUAUAAUACCCUCGUAAAAAUAGAUCACGACUUUGUUCGUUCAACAUGUUUACUUCGAAGCGACUUUAUUGAAACCGUGCUGCUUUCCCGUGAAUGGCUGCCCAUUACACUUCAUUGUUUGAAGAACUAGAUUGCACUUUUACAAUUCCUUAUUUGUUCAAUAUCAAGUUCUAGCUUGGUUGGCAUCACGAGGGGAAUUG
Aaosphaeria arxii CBS 175.79 is the source of this 1680-nucleotide messenger RNA. Its product is annotated as coproporphyrinogen III oxidase. NCBI's taxonomy places the organism in Eukaryota, Fungi, Ascomycota, Dothideomycetes, Pleosporales. Gene Ontology annotation, molecular function: coproporphyrinogen oxidase activity. The record is from RefSeq and is a predicted model, not a curated record. Gene Ontology annotation, cellular component: mitochondrial intermembrane space; cytoplasm. Bases 98 to 1363 code for a protein of 421 amino acids. The transcript has 2 exons.